Molecule: messenger RNA, 597 nt
Organism: Phanerochaete carnosa HHB-10118-sp
Lineage: Eukaryota; Fungi; Basidiomycota; Agaricomycetes; Polyporales; Phanerochaetaceae
Exons: 6
Source: RefSeq, a predicted model, not a curated record
CGGCACCACGACGUUUCUAUUUGCGUCGGUCGCAGUGUCGGCAUUCGCGUGCUCUCGUACCACCGCAUCACGCGCCGGGAUCGCUUCAUCCUCGCGGCCACGCUAUCGUUUAGCAUCGGCAACCUGAUCGUGCCAAGUAUCGUCACGCACUUUUUUGACGGCCCAUACGUCGAGGAAUGGGACAAUCCACCCAAGCCGACCAGGUCGCGGCUCACGAAGUUCGCGAGUAGCGUCUUUGGUAGGGUGACUAUCAAGAUGGCGCUGUCUCCGCUGCAUCUGCUGCCCCUGGUUGGCAUUGUGAUCUCAGCAUGGCUUAGAGCUCUGGGCACGGGCCGUCAUCUUCAUCGUAAUUACUUCAAAGCCAAGAAGAUGACUGAGGACCAAAUUGCUGUAUUCAUAGAAGAGCGCAAGUGGGAUUACAGAGCAUUCGGUUUCGCUGCUGCUCUCCUCGAGGGCUUGCCUCUCGUGGGGCUGCUUUUCACAGUGUCGAACAGAAUCGGCGCCGCUAUGUGGGCCCAUGACCUGGAAAAGCGGCAGCAUUACGUCGCUCAAAUGAAAGCGCAGCGCGCUACCGUUCCACAUUCACUCGUAGAUUGA